Molecule: messenger RNA, 1538 nt
Organism: Clarias gariepinus (North African catfish)
Lineage: Eukaryota; Metazoa; Chordata; Actinopteri; Siluriformes; Clariidae
Gene: foxd1
Product: forkhead box D1
Exons: 1
Coding region: 192-1199 (335 amino acids)
Biological process (GO): regulation of transcription by RNA polymerase II; cell differentiation; anatomical structure morphogenesis
Molecular function (GO): RNA polymerase II cis-regulatory region sequence-specific DNA binding; DNA-binding transcription factor activity, RNA polymerase II-specific
Source: RefSeq, a predicted model, not a curated record
UGAAGUGUUUCCUAUUUUCCUGAAUUAACACACAGAUGCUGGGGUAAAAGGUUAACUUUCGGACGACAGCCUUAUGAAUAUCUGUGGCGGUAUACGGCUACGCUUUGCGCUCGUCAUUAUCACGCUGCUAAUUAUGAGUCUUUCUGAACAGCAGCAGUAGCAGCAGCGCACGCACUGUCUGACCAAGAGCCAUGACUCUGAGCUCCGAGAUGUCGGACGCGUGUGCGCUCUCGGAAGAGCCGGACAUCGAUGUGGUGGGCGAAGGAGACGACGACGACGUCGACGCAGCCGCACGCUCGCGCCCCUACGACGACGAUUUUUCGCGCGCUCGAGACGAGCUUUUCCUCGCAACUUCGCCUCAGUGCGCGGACACUGCUCAUGGCACCGCUGGAUCAGGCGCGCGCGAUGCUUACAAACCGGCGAGCAAGAACGCUCUGGUGAAGCCGCCAUACUCGUACAUCGCGCUCAUCACCAUGGCCAUCCUUCAGAGUCCCAAGAAGAGGCUGACCCUCAGCGAGAUCUGCGACUUUAUCAGCAACCGCUUUCCGUACUACCGCGAGAAGUUUCCUGCAUGGCAGAACUCGAUCCGCCACAAUCUUUCACUUAAUGACUGUUUCGUCAAGAUCCCCCGCGAGCCCGGCAACCCAGGAAAGGGUAACUACUGGACGCUGGACCCGGAGUCGGCCGACAUGUUCGACAACGGCAGUUUCCUGCGGCGGCGAAAGCGCUUUAAGCGCCAGCAGGCACCAGAGCUUCUGCGGGAACACGGCGCUUUCGUCCCUGCGUACGGCUACGGAGCUUAUGGUUGCGGGUACGGCUUUCAAAUUCACGCGGCAUAUCACGCGCAUUCCGCACUCCUUACCUUUCAACAACAGCAGCAGCAGCAACAACAUGCGCCUCCUUCUUCAAGACACACAGGAACUCUGAUCCCCGCGCCUUCCCUCAUGCAGAACACAGCCGAACUCGCGCGCUCCCGUUUUUAUCCUCCGUUGAGUCCCGGGAUUUCCUCCCCGUUACAGACUGCGACCAAAUCCCCGGUGCACCGCUCAACGUUCUCCAUAGAAAGCCUCAUAGGAAGCGUUGGGAACCCAACGCAUGCGCACUGUGCCUCACGGACUCCGCCGGCGUCUUUCGGACCGAAUGGAGCCGCAGCCGAAAAGUUUCCUACACGGACUGUCAGUGGCACAAGCGGCUGUUAAUAUCUUAAGUGAAGUUCACAUAAAAAAGAUACACACAAACGCGCCUGUUUUUUAAGGUAGGAUUUUUGUUUUGGUUAUUAGUUUUUUUAUGCAGCUGUAAAGUAGACUUGUAAAAUAUAAAAAUGCCCCAAUGUAAACAGUGAGAUAGUUAAAACGGCAUAGGGAAUCUCAGGAUAAUAACAUGCUUAUCUUUAACAUACUAUAACAAAUGCAAUGUAUGCCCCAUUUUAAUGAGACCUUUGAAUUUUUAGUUUCAAUUUGUUCGUUUCGUGAGUUUCCACGAAGGACUUUGAUACAAUUUGUUCUUAUAUCAAUAAUUUGUACAUUGUUUUAGUUGUA